AUGGAUCCGGAAGAACAGAAUACGCUGAGAUGUGAAGUAACAAAUGUAUUUGGACAUCUACUGAGACACAGAUAUUGUCCCGACCAGGAACACUGGCGAAGAGGUACAGAGUAUGCUUUUCAAACAUUCACGCAGAUGAAGACGACGCCACAAGGUGGAGCUCCAGGCAUUGAGGGUCCUGUUGUCGACGGACUGUGUACCAUGUGUGGGUAUGGACACAAUAGGAAGCAUAUAGAAGCAGUAGAUUUGGACAUAGUAACCUGGUUAAUGAACGAAGGGAAAAUAUUGGCAGGAAUGGAUAAAAUAGAAGAAGGGGCUGAAUGUAACACGAAGUGGAAGGAGUACACAGUUCACAAGAUGAACAAGCAUGGCACUGGAAAAGUGGACGAAACACAAAUUCCUGAAAUAAAGAAAGACGAGGAGAAACUAACGAAGGAGGCGGUGAAAACUAUUGAAAAGGUUACAAAGGUAGUGGAACAGAAAAUUCAAGAAAUAGCAGGUAAGCACACGAAUAGUAAGAAUGCGCAUAACAAGAACAUACGGCCGCUACGAAUAUACGGCAGGUCCUCAUGUAAACCAUACGAAUAG
This is a messenger RNA of Plasmodium fragile, 588 nucleotides long. RefSeq lists its product as uncharacterized. Bases 1 to 588 code for a protein of 195 amino acids. NCBI's taxonomy places the organism in Eukaryota, Apicomplexa, Aconoidasida, Haemosporida, Plasmodiidae. The record is from RefSeq and is a predicted model, not a curated record. The transcript has a single exon.